Molecule: messenger RNA, 2667 nt
Organism: Phaeoacremonium minimum UCRPA7
Lineage: Eukaryota; Fungi; Ascomycota; Sordariomycetes; Togniniales; Togniniaceae
Product: putative heat repeat containing protein
Exons: 5
Coding region: 1-2667 (888 amino acids)
Biological process (GO): mitotic spindle assembly; astral microtubule depolymerization
Cellular component (GO): cytoplasmic microtubule; mitotic spindle midzone; microtubule organizing center
Molecular function (GO): microtubule binding
Source: RefSeq, a predicted model, not a curated record
AUGCGUGUCCAUCAGCCGCCCGAGCCUCCCCUCACCAGCGCCGAGUCGUCCGCCGACGAGGACAUGGCCGACAAGAUCACCGAUGUCCAGGUAAACGACCUGCUGCGGGUCCUGCGCGCCGAAGUCCCCAUCGACACCAAGGUUGCGCAAGUGACAGCCAUCAAGUCCGGCAUCAAGCAGCACAAUGUCCCCGACAACUGCGUCGCGCCGCUGUUCGAGGCCCUGCGCUCCGCCUCGGCCUCGCAGCAUGCCGUGCUUGUCAACGCUGGCUUCACCGCCCUCAACCACCUGCUGACGCGCCUGUCGCGCCAGGAGCCCAAGUUCAUCGCCAAGGAAGCCGCCCGCACGCUGCCGCUGAUCGUCGAGAAGAUGGGCGACCCCAAGGAGAAGUUCAGGACCCUCGCGCUGCAGUGUAUGGUCACCAUCUGGCUGAUCGCGCCGGCCGACGCCGAGCGAUUCAUCCGCAACACUGCUAUGGUGGGUAAGAAUCCCAGAGCAAAGGAGCUCAGCCUACAGUGGCUUCUUCAGAUGCACCAAGAGAAUGGGCUCCAAUUCCGAACCUACGUUCCUACUCUGAUGGAACUUCUCGAGGAUGCGGACGGCAUGGUUCGCGACGCGGCAAAGAGCACAGUCAUUGAGCUCUUCAGAAAUGCUCCAAAUGCUGCAAAGUCAGACCUGAAGAGGCAAUUAAAGAACUUCAAGGUCAGGCCAGCUAUUGAGCAAGCGAUUGUCAAGGAAUUGGUGCCUACAUCCGCGGUUUCAGCAGUGGAAACAGAGGCCAUAAAUGAUGCGCCACCUCCGCCGCGCCCAAAUCUUGCCGCCAGUCUAUCAUCCCUAUCUGCCGAGCGACCGAUCACUCCAAUGUCGGAGGCUCGUCUAGAUUCAGUCGAGCCAUCGUACGUGAACACCCAACGAGAGCUCGACGACAUAUUUCGAGAAAUGCAGCCUCACUUCGAAGGAAGGGAAACCGAGCACAACUGGCUGAAGCGAGAAGAGAGCAUAACCAAGCUACGACGCCUCAUGGCUGGCAACGCUGCGAGUGAUUUUCCAGACCAGUUUCUUGCUAGCCUGCGCGCAAUGCUCGACGGCAUCAUCAAGGGAAUUGUGUCUUUGAGAACCAGUCUCACCAAGGAGGGUAGCAGUCUUGUCCAAGAUAUUGCAAACAUGUACGGCCCCGCCAUGGAUCCAAUGGUUGAGAUCCUAAUGCAGACGUUCAUCAAACUAUCUGCAUCCACGAAGAAGAUCACUUCGCAAACGGCGAACGCCACCAUCGACACGAUCAUUGGCAAGGUGACCUACAACGCUCGAAUUAUGGCACAUGUCUGGGGCGCCUGUCAAGACAAGAACGUUCAGCCUAGACUGUAUGCUAGCGGAUGGCUGAAGACUUUGCUCAUCAAGGAAGCUCAUCAUAAAAGCCAUGUCGAGCAUACUGGAGGCUUGGACGUGAUCGAGAAAUGUAUCAAGAAGGGGCUUUCCGAUUCCAAUCCAGGUGUAAGGGAGAAGAUGAGGUCUACAUAUUGGACAUUUGCAGGUAUUUGGCCUGCAAAAGCACAGGCUAUCAUGAAUGGGUUAGACGCAACAGCACAAAAACUGCUGCAAAACGAUCCCAACAAUCCCAACUCACCAAAGAAGCCGGAGCCUGCUGCAAGACCUGGUCUUGCAACGCUAAAGGCAUCACCGCCUAAGGAAGCAGCCACGCCUCCCCGAGUACUGGAGCCGGUCUCUGACACACCAGGCAGUGAAGCACCUACACCAUCAAGAUCGCUCAGGGUCUACGAAGACCCCUUCACUCAUGAUCAGCCCACUCCCAAACCAGUCUUUGUGGUCCCGGUACUAGAGGACAAGCCCGUUAAUGCAGAUGCUGCCAAUCUAGUGAAGCAGGAAGACGACAUCAAUGCUGGUAGAGGUCCGGUGUUCUCACCGGAGAAGGCAAAGCAAAACUCUCGCUUGUUAGACAGCGGCAUCGCCAAGGUCAAGGCCAAGUCCCUUGAUGUCCACGGCUUCAGGAAGCUGCAAGGCAUCCUACGAGACAACAAGGCAUCGUUCACAGACGAGAAGUUUGAGUCACUAUUGCUCGGUCUCUUCGAGUACCUGGAGGCGCCGCUCUCCGAUUUUGCGCCCGAGAAGGUGCAGGAUGUCAAAGCUCAGAUCCUGGCAACCAUCAAGCUGCUGCUCAAGAAGGAGCGCGAGAACUUCCAGCCGCACGUUUCGCGAGGGCUGGAAUCACUGCUAGCCACUCGUUCCGGCUACGAUGCGCGCACGCACAUCGUCUCCGGCCUCGAGCUGCUGGCCGACGAGCUCGUCACUCUCGGCGAUGCGCAGGAGAUUGCCGCGGUGCUGACCAAGCGGCUGAGCGGCAUGGACAUGGAUACCUCCGGGUCCCGGUCCCUCAGCAUGGGGCUCCACGUCCUAAAGGAGAUGAUCGACUCUAGGACCGCGUUCGUCCCGACGGACGGCGAGCUCACGAACCUCGCCGGUCUGUGCGGCCGGUGUUUGGAGUCCAGCGAGUCGGGUGUCCGCAUGGACGCGGUGCAGCUGUGCGUUGCGCUCCAUGCUCGUGUCGGAGACGCCCGCUUCUGGGACUACUUGAAGGGCGUCAAGGAGGACCCGAAGAGCCUCAUUACGUACUACAUUGUCAAGCGGCAGAGGGAGACGGCCACGGCCUAG